Fusarium subglutinans is the source of this 660-nucleotide messenger RNA. RefSeq lists its product as uncharacterized. The transcript has 3 exons. The record is from RefSeq and is a predicted model, not a curated record. The coding region runs from base 1 to 660 and encodes 219 amino acids. NCBI's taxonomy places the organism in Eukaryota, Fungi, Ascomycota, Sordariomycetes, Hypocreales, Nectriaceae.
AUGGUCUACUACGCUUUCCUCAAAUAUCAACCUUCCGAGCCCAACUAUCGCUACCUUCUUACAGCUCCUGAUGCUGAGACCAUCGACGAGUGGUGGCGAGAGGCCUCUACCAAGUUCCCAGAGAAUGUCAAGCGUCUCGGCCCUGAUUUCUACUCUUGGGGUAGCGGCGCUCAGGCUUGGGAUCUGGCUCCAUCAUUCUUAAACAAGAUCAUAUACACUUUGCUAAAUGAUCGAGAUGGUCGUAUCAUUUCCAACUUCAGCCAGCCUCAAAGAGUCAGCGUCCUCAGUGGUGAUUCCUACUACAUUCGCUCCAAGACUAACCCUGAGCUAUACUGGCUUGAAAAGGGUGAUUUGAUCUAUGCGACCAAGCAGGGCCGCACUCGCUUCACCUUCCGCCUAGACGGAGACCGUGACAAUGACAGAAACAGAACCGUCAUCAUCGGCAAGGACUACAUCUCAGUUAGCGCAGUUGGGGGCUCUGCUCAGAAGUAUGUCAGCGUCAACGACAAUGGCGAGGUCGUCCUGAGUGGACACAGCUGCCGCAUGUACUACAGUGACUUCAAGAACAUGUAUCUUGCCCAGGGAGAGAUGGAUAACCUUGGAAAUGUUUCUCUUCUGAAGUCUGAUGGCUUUGGUGAGGAGUGGGAGCUCGUCAAAUAG